AUGUCAAAGUCUCUCGCUGAUUGCCUUUUUUGCAAAAUUAUAAAGCGUGAAAUUCCCUCUAAUAAGCUUAUCGAGACGGAGCAUAGUUAUGCCUUCCUUGAUAUCUUUCCCUUGAGUAAAGGGCACUCGCUUGUAGUCCCGAAAUAUCAUACCGAAUUUUUGCAUCAACUUCCUGAUGAAAAUCUGGCUGAUCUUUUACCGGUCGCGAAAAAAGUUGCAGUUGCUGUAACUGCUGCGACUGAAGAAACUCAAUACAAUAUCUUGCAGAAUAAUGGACCGCGUGCACAUCAGGUUGUUAAACACGUUCACUUUCAUGUGAUUCCUAAGCAAGAAGAUGGUUCAGGUUUAAUUAUUGAGUGGCCUUCUUCCAAGGCUUCAAACCAAGAAUUAGAAGAUCUAGCAAAGAAAAUUAUUGAAAAAUUGUAG
This is a messenger RNA of Ambispora leptoticha, 426 nucleotides long. The record is from the annotation of a GenBank genome assembly. NCBI's taxonomy places the organism in Eukaryota, Fungi, Glomeromycota, Glomeromycetes, Archaeosporales, Ambisporaceae.